Hyalella azteca is the source of this 1060-nucleotide messenger RNA. RefSeq lists its product as uncharacterized. Bases 10 to 417 code for a protein of 135 amino acids. The transcript is spliced from 2 exons. Lineage: Eukaryota; Metazoa; Arthropoda; Malacostraca; Amphipoda; Hyalellidae. The record is from RefSeq and is a predicted model, not a curated record.
ACGUCAGCGAUGCAGUUCUGGUGCCUGUACAUGCUCAUCUUUUGGUUCCUGCGAGAAAACGAUGCAGUCAUCAACAGCAGACUGUGGUACACCGAAAAAGCUGACCCCGCCUACGUGGCAGCAGGCGACAAGAUCGAGUUCGCUACGACGUCCAUGGCUCGGUGCGCCGCUGUGAGCAGCGCUGCAACGGGUGCAGAUCUCGUGUGUUAUGAUGGCGUCACUUGCGUUAUCAUCACAGCUGCAGACCUCAACGGCAUCAGGGGUCGCGUCUCAAACUGGAAAUGCUUUCUGGCCGGGUCUCGAUGCCGAUCUCCUUUCUACGAGUACCUGGAGUUUGGAUACCUAAACUUCGUUACCAACAACCUUGUAAAUUUCACGACAGCACGCAAAUCUUGCCCUUUAGGAUCUCACCUCUAACCUUUAUUACUAAUCACAUUUGUUCGGCUCAAAAAUAAUCACGUCGAAGAUUUUUAAGCAGCGAACAUCUGUGUUACUUAAUAACAAUAACGAAAAAAUCAGGAAUUUAUGUACUAAUUUCAGUAAAUUUUGUCAUCCUACAUUUAUUAGCCUCAAUUUUCUCAUUAAUUAUUGUCAUCAAUUAAGAGCCAAUACCCGAUCAUACUUUUAUAUCAAUAAAUCCACUGAUCACUAUCAGCAGCUGCAAUCAACCAGUAAUUCGGAGCGGUCAUCAAAGAAAUUUUCGUCGUCAAAUUGUUGGCAAUUUAUUCUGUGUGCACGGUUUAUAUGCGAUUAGUGUUUUUAACGCGUUCACCAGCUAAUUAUAGUCACUGGAUUUGGUAAUUAUAGAUAGCAAGCGCCAUUGCCUUUAUCUGAUCAAAGUAACGCUUCAAAAUUCCUGCCGAUUUAGAGCAAAUAUUGUCUGUAUUGCGGUAAACUAAACUAAGAACUAAUUUUAUAAACUUGAAUAUGCAGCAAAAUUCUCAAUCUACGGUUAUAAAUAAAAUGACUCUGUGUAAUUAUAUCACUUUACAAGGACGGUUUAUUUUCGCUGUUAAAUUAAAAAUGAAAUGAAAAAUUUGAUGAUAAGUUAAAUAAAAAA